AUGGGCCUAAAUAAAAAAGCUGAGCUUCAAAGUAGGGUUACCCUCCCCGGCUUCACGUGGGACGCUAUGCUAAAACAUACUAGCCAGGAGCUGGAGAUAUUAACUGAUGUUGACAUGUUUUUGCGAGGCAUUCGAGGAGGUCUCAGUCAAGUCUGUUCGAAAAGACGAGCACACGCCAACAACAAGUACAUACCUAAUUAUGAUUCCUCAAAGCCCUCCAAAUACUUAAUGUAUUUAGAUGUUAAUAACCAAUAUGGAUGGGCCAUGUCGCAAUAUCUGCCCUAUGGUGGCUUUGAAUGGAGUGACACCAACAUCGAUAUCACCCAAAUACCUGACGAUGCACCAGAAGGGUAUAUGUUGGAGGUAGAUCUCGAGUAUCCUGAACAUCUACACGAUCUUCAUAAAGAUCUACGGUUUUGUGCUCAACAUACUAACCCAAAGACAGGUAAGCCCCGUAGAACAGCAAAGGAGCUUACCAAGUUGAUGGCUACCCUUCAACCUAAAACUAAAUACGUCAACGUUGAGAACGAUUAUAAUGCAUGCUUUGCAUGGGCUGUUACUGCAGCAUUACAUCCAACAUCGUAUGGUAGUCACCCAAAUAGGGUUUCAUCUUAUCCUCACUACUCAUCAGUACUGAAACUAAAAGGAAUUCAGUUUCCGAUGACGUUAAAUCAAAUUCCCAAUUUUCAGAAACAGAACAACAUUUCAAUAAAUGUAUAUAUCCUGAGACUUUGCCGUAAUAGAUAUGUUACAGUUCCUCUUCGACUUGCUAAAGAAAAGAGUACAAGACAUGUAAAUCCGCUGAUGAUUUUACAAUCAAUAUUAUGA
Messenger RNA from Psylliodes chrysocephalus, 828 nucleotides. NCBI's taxonomy places the organism in Eukaryota, Metazoa, Arthropoda, Insecta, Coleoptera, Chrysomelidae. The record is from the annotation of a GenBank genome assembly.